Molecule: messenger RNA, 1875 nt
Organism: Lotus japonicus
Lineage: Eukaryota; Viridiplantae; Streptophyta; Magnoliopsida; Fabales; Fabaceae
Product: heat stress transcription factor A-7a-like
Exons: 3
Coding region: 334-1491 (385 amino acids)
Biological process (GO): regulation of transcription by RNA polymerase II
Cellular component (GO): nucleus
Molecular function (GO): RNA polymerase II cis-regulatory region sequence-specific DNA binding; DNA-binding transcription factor activity
Source: RefSeq, a predicted model, not a curated record
AAACGUGGCUAUUGAAACUGACUUUCCAAAAAUAAACAGACAGCACAGAGAUACGCUAUCUUAAUUCCUUCAGACUUCAUCUGUGUCACUCACAGUGUUCAGUCUCUCUCUCUCUCUCUCUAUCUAUCAACCUCUUUAUUUUCUUUUUCCAGAAAAAGAAAAUUUCAAUUUUAAUUUGCACAUUUAUUUAUUAUUUAUCACCAUCAAGAUAUCUAUAAAUGGAAACCAAACCAGACAGUGCAACCUUUCCCCAAGCACACUCGCAUCGCAUCAACAACACAGUGCAACACCGAAAAACCGAAACAACAUAGAACCCUUCGUUCAGAAGAAGCCAUGGAAGCAGAAGGAGCAGCGAGAGUCAAAGCAGAGUUACUGGACGACACCAGUUCCGGCCUCUCCGACGACGGUUUCAGCGAAAUCAAAGAGCUAGACGCCGUUCACAUCAAACAAGAGCUUCCUGACGCCGCCGCCGCCUUGCCGAAACCAAUGGAAGGGUUGCACGAGGUGGGCCCACCGCCCUUCCUCAAGAAAACAUACGAAAUGGUGGAUGACCCGGACUCCGACCCGAUUGUGUCAUGGAGCCCCGCCCGUGACAGCUUCAUCGUCUGGGACUCUCACGAAUUCUCCAAAAUCAUUCUCCCUAAAUACUUCAAACACAGCAAUUUCUCCAGCUUCAUUCGCCAGCUCAACACCUAUGGGUUUAGGAAGGUUGAUUCAGACCGUUGGGAGUUUGCAAAUGAAGGGUUCCAGGGAGGGAAGAAGCAUUUGCUGAAGAACAUAAGGAGGAGAAGCAAGUACAACAAGCUGCACCAGCAGGGGACAGGGUUCAAUUUGAUGAAGCCUGGGUUGGAGGAUGAGGUGGAGAAGCUGAGGAAGGACCAGAAUAUAUUGAAAGUGGAGAUUCUGAAGCUCAGGCAGCAGCAGGAGAAUUCACACGUUCAGCUCACCAAUGUUCAGGAGCGGAUUCGGCGCACGGAGUUGAAGCAGUGCCAGAUGAUUUUCUUCCUCACAAGAUUGGCAAGAAGGCCAAUGUUUGUUGAGCAGUUGAUCCAAAGGGUCAAGCGGAAAAGAGACAUUGAAGGCACUGACAUGGGUAAGAGACCAAGAUUGCUUGGAACUCAGUGCCCUGUUACAAUUCCUAAUGUUGAUUAUAGACACCAAGGUUGUGAUCAAUUUGCUACACUACAAUCUGAGCUGAAUGGGCUCUUGUCUGAAAAUGUUGAUGCUAGCAGGAUGCAGCCACCAGGUCCCUCUUCCCUUGAUGAUGAAUUGUGCAGCUCAGUGCAGGGUUUAAGGGCAUGUGGUUCUAGAGCACAGGAUGUGUCUUCUGCUUAUCAUGUGAUGUCAGAAAAACUGUUGGGGGAGAAUUCUAUUGUUGAAGAGGAACUUGAUGUGAAUGACUCCAAUAUUUAUCUUGAGUUGGAGGAUUUGAUAAGCAAGCCAGCAGAUUGGGUUGGAUCAGCAAGUGGGUUGAUGGGGCAAACUAGUUGAAUCCUGAAUGAAUAUCAUCCAUGCCUUGAGUCAUGUGUGUGUUCAUUUGCAGAUUGCAAGAGCAUGUCUAUGCUGAUUCAUACUCUGCUGCAACAAGAUGAAGAGCAAGAUAUUAUAAGGCUCUUAAAGUACCAGCUCCAAAAGUACAGGACCAGAUGCUCGCAUCAGUUUUAUAUGUUCAAGCAAGAACUUUUUGUUUCUGUUGGGCUGGGUCCAAACUGUGGAUAUGUUGUCUAGCUCUAGCUCCUUUGUGUUUAUAUUUUGAUCUUGAAACUUUCGUUUUCCUUGCUCGUUUCUUAUAUACCACCAUGUACAUAGCUAAGCAUCUUAAAAAGCAGUAGUUACUAUGUAAUUUGUAAUCUGAAAAAUACUUACAGUUCCUUA